CCUCACCAGCCGACCCCCCCCCUACUCCAGAGGAACAACGCCUGCUCUUCUCCUCGAGGAGGCGGGAAGGACGGCGACGUCUGACAGCCCACCGGAGACGCGUGUCGCGGGCUGACGGGAGGAGGAGAAGCCAUUGGUGGGGAGGACGGGAGAGGAGAAGCUUUAAAAACGAGACGCCGGACAGCGGGCGGUCAUUGGAUCUGGAGGGGGGCGAGACUCCACAACACAACCGGGUUUAGAUGGACGGGGUUUCUGGUGGAGACGAGACGUGUCGAGGCUGGCUGUCCUACACAAUGAAAUGAAAUGCAUCGAAAGGUACAUGAGUUUCGGGAAGAAGACAGAGGGGAAUGAGAACAACGAUUUCAUUGGGCAUACUUUCCACUCCGCGCUGAAGAAAUAGAUGAUAAACGCCGGGGAAGACAAACUUUUCUGUGAAGCCUACAGAAUCUCCUACAUCCAGUCCUGCAUCCUGUUAUUCCACGAUCGCAUUGGUUUUCCAACAGUCCUUCGCUGAAUACGCUUUGUGAGCGCAAAUCGUCUCCAUUUGGAGACAUCAGCAGGAGAUAUUCCUGCAGGAGUAGGCGCUGCGGGAAAGGACGGGACUCAGUCCACUGGUGUACUACCCAUUCGGGCUAUUGCAAGAAGCUUCGGAAUAAACACCGGUGGGAAGGGACGUGAGCGUUGAAAGCUGAAAGACAUUCAACAAAAGCAGGGGAAGUCUUUCUGCAGCCUUUUCCGAAUACCAGGUUUGCCUAGGUCUUAAUUUAUUUUGCAAAAUAAGGGUGGUGAAGUUGUUAAUUCUGAAUGCUGCAAACCUUGUGAAAUAUCCGAUGUAUGAUAGACUAUUAUUCAAUUAUGGAUAAGAGCUGUUCUAAACGCCAUUUUUAAACAAAUAUCUGCCUAUCUUUGAUUAUAAUUGCAUCACAUGGCACAUCGAGUCAAAGGAAAUCAAUGCUGAUUGCCAAAAGAAUUGCGGCAGUAACAAAGCUGACAUAACCCUUUAAUCCGGCAAAUGUCAUAUUCAUGUGUAGUAGCUGUCAUUUCCCUAGUGUGUUGCCAAUAAUUGGGACAAAGCUCCAACAGUGGAGGUCUGAGUUUAAACUGAAGCAGACAAGUAGGCCAGUGGGUGAACCAACAGACUCAAUUGCGUCAAAACAGUGGGAGUAAAUGGAAUGCAUGGAUGGACCACCCAGGAAAUACAUUUUUGCAUUUAGACUAGUUUAGACUAGCUUGGCUGUGGUCCUGGCAAUCAUACCUUUAAAACCACAUCGUGUGGCCUAGUAUCCUGUGGAUCCCUACAUUGCCUUUGUACUCUUCGCCUUGCCCCCUCAAAUAUCCGGUUACACCUUUCCGCAUAGUGUGGAUCUUCGAUUCUAGCAAACAAACCAACCGAAUUGCAACAUGGCGUCCCCCCAACAUCAGCAACUGAUCCCCCACAACACAGAAGCUAGCUGUGACUCCAGCGGGGAAGGCAGCGUCUCCGUGAGGAUCAGCAGCAGUGGGAAACACAAGCAUGGAGCCGGGCCCCUAGGGGCCAUAGGAGGCGGCUUCAUAGGGGGGUCCAAGCACUGCAAGUACAGCAUCUCGUCCAGCUGCAGCUCGGGGGAAUCCGGGGCCAAGAGAGCCGCGGUCAAGAACUUCCGCUCCCACAGGAACAUUCCUCAGCUCUUCGAGAGGUCCGCCGGCCACUUCUGGGACCCCAAGUUCGACUCGUCCAUCCUGGAGGAGGCGUGCCGCGAGAGGUGCUUCCCCCAGACGCGCCGACGCUUCCGCUACGUGCUCUUCUACCUGGCGGCGGCCAGCGUCCUCUGGGGACUGUACUUUGCCGUCAACCCUUCCCGCUGCGACCGGAAGGCCUUCCUCCUGCCCGCCGCGGCCUUCCUCCUCUUCUGCCUUCUCCUCUUCCUGUUGACCUUCACUCGGUUCUACGGCCGCUUCUACAACCAGGUGUCCCUGCUGCUCAUCCUGGCCACCUUCUCCCUCACGCUGGCUCCCCAGAUCCGCACGUCGGGCUUCCGGGACUUUGAGCGUUCGCCCGUGGAGUCAGACGAGGGAGACUUCAGCGGCAUGGGGGCUGAUUAUUAUAACGUCUCCCUCGGGAAGAACGCAACGCAGUGCUCGUCAGCCCCGUGCAUCUCGCCCGUGGGGACCUUCUCCCUGUGCAUGGAGGUGCUGCUGUUGCUGUACAGCGUUCUCCACAUCCGCCUCUACGCCUCGGUCCUGCUCGGGCUGCUCUACUCGCUCAUCUUCGAGGGUCUGGGGUGGCUGUACCUGACCGGAUUGACCGAGGCCCCCGGCUCGGCCUCGCAGGCGGACUGGGACACGCUCCGCUGGCUGGGCCCGGCCAAGGCCCUCCUCCACCUGUGCGCCCACGCCAUCGGCAUCCACCUCUUCAUCAUGUCGGAGGUGCGCUCGCGGAGCACCUUCCUCAAGGUGGGCCAGGCCAUCAUGCACGGGAAGGACCUGGAGGUGGAGAAGGCGCUGAAGGAGCGCAUGAUCCACUCGGUGAUGCCUAGGAUCGUCGCCGACGACCUCAUGAAGCAAGGCGACGACGAGCUGGGCGACGGCUCGGUGAAGCGCUACUCCAGCAGCGGGGCCGCCGCCGCCAUCUCCAGCCCGAAGAGCAACAAGCGCAAGAAGACCUCCAUCCCCCGGGGGCACCUCAUCUUCAGGCCCUUCAACAUGAAGCGCAUGGAGCCCGUCAGCAUCCUCUUCGCCGACAUCGUGGGCUUCACCAAGAUGUCGGCCAACAAGUCGGCGCACGCGCUGGUGGGCCUCCUGAACGACCUGUUCGGACGCUUCGACCGGCUCUGCGAGCUGACGUGCUGCGAGAAGAUCAGCACGCUGGGCGACUGCUACUACUGCGUGGCGGGGUGCCCGGAGCCACGGCCGGAGCACGCCUACUGCUGCGUGGAGAUGGGCCUGGGCAUGAUCCAGGCCAUCGAGCAGUUCUGCCAGGAGAAGAAGGAGAUGGUGAACAUGCGCGUGGGCGUCCACACCGGUACCGUUCUGUGCGGGAUCCUGGGGAUGAAGCGGUUCAAGUUCGACGUGUGGUCCAACGACGUGAACCUCGCCAACCUGAUGGAGCAGCUGGGCGUGGCCGGGAAGGUGCACCUGUCGGAGGCCACCGCCAACUUCCUGGACGACCGCUACCUGCGCGAGGACGGCCGGGUGGUGGAGCGAGUGGGGCAGAGUGUCGUGUCGGACCAGCUCAAAGGUGGGUGCUGCUCAAUCCUCAGCUUAACGGAAUAUGUGAGAACAGGCUCAGACGGACUAUGGGAUUGUGCCGGGGGAACCGGCCUUUGUUGUGUUUUCUCCGCCUGUGUGAACCUCGGGGGCAGGACCCCUCGUCCCUCCCAUUACCCCCCUCUGCACCGUCCCCCGUGGGGGGCCCCCCCCGCCUCCGGCCCGCGGCCCCGGGCCCCCAACGGGCUGCUGGGCCCCCAGGGGGCGGAGCCGCUGACCACCAGCCAGACGUCGCUGUGCGAGAUGCUGCAGGAGAAGGAGAAGAAGGAGACCUGGUGUGUGGGCGGGGGGGCGGUGGGGGCCAUGGGGGCGGGCAUGGACCACGCCGCCCUCAUCCCACUGCGCUCCAAGAACUUCCGCCAGAGGAGCGACGCCCACUUUGUGGACGUCAUCAAAGAGGACAGCUUGAUGCAGGACUAUUUCUACAAGCCUCCCAUCAACAAGCUGAGUCACACCUUCCUUGACAAGAGCCUGGAAUCUGCCUACAGGUGCAGCUACCAGAAAGAGGUGGAGAGCCAGGCUGCCGUCCAGACCUUCACCAGCCCUACCUUCAGCUCCUUCCUGGACAUGCUGCUGUGCUGCUGGGUGUUCCUGGCCCUGUCCCUGGCCUGCUUCCUGCGGCCCCUGGUGUCCGGGCAGGGGCCCUCCGCCCUGCCGCUGGCCUCCACCGCCGUGCUGGCCCUCCUGGAGCUCCUGGCCCUGUUCAUGGCCGUACGCAUGGCGUUCUACCUGGACUGCGUGCUGAGCUGCACCCGGUACCUGAUGCGGACCGUGUCGUGCUGGUGGCCCCGUCACCUCAUCGGAGCCGUGCUGGUGUCCCUGCCCGCGCUGGCCGUCUUCGUCCACGUCACCUGCAACAUGCACCUGUCCAUCCAGUUCACCAUGUUCACCUGCUGCGCGGUCAUCAUCGCCAUCAUCCAGUACUGUAACUUCUGCCACCUCAGCUACUGGAUGCGCUCGGCCUUAGCCACCCUGGUGGGCUCGGCGCUCGUGGCGCUGCUGUUCGCCCCCCACUGCAGCGAUCCCAGCAGCCUCGUAUUUUGGUCAGACGACCCGUUCGACAACAGCAGCCGCAGCAGCAGCAGCAGCAACGCGUCCGCGGCUGUGACUGACGGCCGGCCCGAUCCGUUGCCCCGCCCCCAAGACCUGCUGGGCCCUGAGGCCUGCGUGGCCUUCUCCCUGCUGCUCCUCCUCGUCUGGUUCCUGAACCGCGAGUUCGAGGUGAGCUACCGCCUCCAUUACCACGGCAACGUGGAGGCGGACCAGCACCGCAUCAAGAUCCAGAACAUGAGGGACCAGGCCGACUGGCUGCUGCGCAACAUCAUCCCCAUCCACGUCGCCGAGCAACUCAAGGUCACCCAGAGCUACUCCAAGAACCACGACGACGUGGCCGUCAUCUUCGCCAGCAUCGUCAACUUCAGCGAGUUCUACGAGGAGAGCUACGAGGGCGGCAAGGAGUGCUACCGGGUCCUCAACGAGCUCAUCGGCGACUUCGACGAGCUGCUGCGCAAGCCCGCCUUCGGCAACAUCGAGAAGAUCAAAACCAUCGGCGCCUCCUACAUGGCGGCCUCGGGGCUGAACACGCAGCAGUGCGCCGACACGGCCCACCCGCAGGCCCACCUGCGGGCGCUGUUCGAGUUCGCCCUGGAGAUGAUGCGCGUGGUGGACGACUUCAACAAGAACAUGCUGGGCUUCGGCUUCAAGCUGCGCAUCGGCUUCAACCACGGCCCGCUGACGGCGGGGGUCAUCGGCACCACCAAGCUGCUGUACGACAUCUGGGGCGACACGGUGAACAUCGCCAGCCGCAUGGACACCACGGGCGUGGAGUGCCGCGUGCAGGUGAGCGAGGAGAGCUACUGCGUGCUCAGCGGCAUGGAGUACGACUUUGACUACCGCGGCACCGUCAACGUCAAGGGGAAGGGGCAGAUGAAGACCUUCCUGUACCCCAAGAGCAGCGAGAGCGGCCCCGUGCCGCAGUACCAGCUGUCGGUGUCGCCGGAGAUCCGGGCGCAGGUGGACGGCAGCAUCGGGCGCUCGCCCACGGAUGAGAUCGCCAGCAUGGUGACCGCGACGAGCCUGGCCGUGAACCCCGUCGCCGUCGGUGUUUCGGGCCUCGACGCCGGUCUGUACCCCGGCCUCGGAGCCAGCCACGGCCUUCCCAGCCACGGGAGAGAGGCGCCAGAGUACGCACCGAGGGCGGACGCCUCCCUUGCCAAGAGGGCCGUGCCCGCCCUGGCGACCCUGCCUGUCACAGCAAUAGGAGCCAAUAACCCGGAUCCCGUCAUCUCGUCCUUAGCUCAGCAAAGUAUACCGCAACCGUUGACGAAAGACACACAAUGAUGAGGAAAGGAUCAAAUGUGUAGAGGGUUGGGACAGUGACGUUAGACUGACUGCCAAACUUUACUUUUUUUUUUAUAUACAAUGGCACUUAUAUUCUUUGUCUUGGCCCUUUAAGCUCUUGAAGCUCUGAGUCGCUUGCUUGCGUUUGCACUGGUGGCCAAUGGGUCUUACCAUGGCUAGAAACAGAGCACACUUAGAGAGAAUCAAAGAGCUCACUCUGGGCUACAGCCAGUCAGGAAAACGCGAUGAGGGGGUGAAAGGUCAGGCAGAAAGGGCACACUGGUUAUCGGGAACAUCCAUGCAGGGGUUGAUUUGAAGGAUCUCAUUGCCUCUUACCAAACCUACUUGAUUGCUUUGAAUACCUUUAAUCUACAUUUAUGUUUUAACUUUUUGUAUUCCUUGUCUGUAAAGUGCCUUUAGAAUAGAACAAGCCUAUGUUGGUAGAGGGAUAGAUAGAAAGACGUUCACGUUGAAAAAAGGGUGUUUACAUUUAUUUGUCGGUUGUUGUGCGGCUUCAUUACAGUGUUAUUUCUCUGCCUUUUAACCAAUGAAGAAACACAUGGAUCAUAUGCAUAUUGGAAAUAUGGAUGUUACAAAAUGAUUACAAUGUGUGGGUACAACUUGCAUGUGAGACCUCCAUACAAUGUUUUAUGUUAUUUAACAGUGAAACCUUUGAUGGGGGAAAAAUGAAGUAUUUAGGAGGGUGAUCUGGCCUGUAUGUGUGUGUGUGUGUGUGUGUGUGUGUGUGUGUGUGUGUGUGUGUGUGUGUGUGUGUGUGUGUGUGUGUGUGUGUGUGUGUGUGUGUGUGUGUGUGUGUGUGGAUGUGUGCAUGCAUAUUCGUCUCUUGUGUACACGUAUUUGUGCGUUUUGUUCAAACCCUGGUCCAGGGCAUGAUGGGGUUAGACAUUAUACGAGACUUACAGUCUAAAGCGUGAAAUAGAAAAAAAAAGGAUGAUUGAAUCCUUGCUGGUUGUUGACUUUUCUGGCCUUUGUUACUUGCAUUACCUUAGUACUGGGCCGAAUGUCCUCUGUUAGAAUAAUGCUAGCAUGGUAUGGUAGAUGCAGUUCCAGGGGUGGGCCUGCUGCAGUCUGUGUAUUUACAUGUAGUCCACCGAAUUUUGGUUAACAUUGAGAGCACCCUAGAUUUAGAAGUAAGUUAGAUUAGAGCAGGCAAACUCUAGAUUUCCCUAUUUCGGUCUGUAUUUCCAUCUCUUGGAGCAGUGUGCUCAGAAGCAGGGCGUUGCAUUGAUUUGAAUACCACAUCUUCUUCUUGAAAUGUUUGCCACGUCCUGAAUGAGCACUUGACCGGUGUAGUUGUAUGUCAACCUAGUCAUAGCUUUCGAUUCGAUUUUAAGAUGCGAAUAUGGCUUUACAAAAGGUAGGUAGAGCAAUUUGAAUACCAGUUUGCGAAUUGUUUGCUAAGUACAAUAUAUGUGUAGAUAUAGUGCCUUUCAGCCUCCUCUGAAAACGUUUCAAUUUUCAACUGUUCUCUUCAUAACUAGUUUUCUGCUUGAAUUCCCAAGAUUGCAGAUCUUCAAGAGCUUAAGCCAACGUGAAAACUGGAAAAUAUUUCCCCUCUUUGUUGCAAAAAAACCCCCAUAACAUGAGCUAAUGCGCCUUUAACUUUGAACUGUGCCUUUUGUUUUUAAUACAGUUUGAAUCAAUCAUAGCAAACAUUAAAUGAAUGAAAUUACAUGCAAACAACUGCUUUAUUCCAAUGCACUAAAAUGGAGAAUAUUGAGAAGGAAUCACCUUUGUCCGGUAAAAUAAGGACCUGUGGUUUAGCGGUUCCAAGUGCAAUGAUCCAUUUGAAACGUCAUCCGAUUGGAUGGUAUGUCUCUCUUCACUCCUGAUCACAGAACCCAUGCAGUAUCUUAGAGUUGGAUGUUAACCUAAUCCCAUCAGUAUUGUAGAAAAGGGAAAUGCUCUAGUAGCGUGCCAUGCAGAAUACAAACGUGUUUAUUUCAGAUGUUUCUUCAAUAACCACUUUUUAUGAACUUUCAGGAUAUAAAUUGUUGUGUUUCCAUUGAUUAGGCUGGAUAACUUAUAUUCAAUAUAAAGCGUAAGAGAGGGAAAAAACGUUUUUUUUUUAAGGCCAACCUUUAAGAUAGAAACAAGCUCAAAAUGUUUACUAUUGAAAUUUCAUGAACUAUAUUCUGAAUUUGGUUUGAGAUGAAUGUGUGAACAAUAUUGUGACACACUAAGAAAUACUUUUAAGCCAAAGAAUGUAAUUGCUGUUUUAAAAAUGAUUUCUCUGCCUUUAAAAAUUCAGCCACUGAUUUAGUUGUGAAAGGUAAUCAGUUAAUUUUUAAGUAAAUAUUUCCGAGCAAUUCAUUUUGUAAAUUUACUUUAUAUUUUUCUAUAACCUCAUGUUCAGGCAUUUUCUUAUCAUUUAUACACAUGCAUUUGCUUGAUUUAUAAUGAAUUAAUGGGCACAAGGCUUUUAACAGAAUUAAAAUACUACUUUUACCCCCCUUAUAUGUGUUUGUAAAGUAGUGCGAGGGUUGAAUACAAGGAAGAUGAACACACAAACACGCACACAAUGCUUUCCGUGUCCCAUCUCGAAUAGGCUUUAACAACAUACAUCUUUUUUAAUGUAGUGUCUAGUUAUGAAUAUGUACUAUGAAACAAAAUAAGCUGAGCAUUAACUUCAUGUCUGUAGGCCCUCUAGUUAAGCCUAUAGUUGUGUAUAAAGGAAAUGUUUCUGUUAGUUCGACUUUUUGUAUGUAGCAUGCUUGGGAAGAGGCCUAUGCAGCUUAAAAUUCAAAUAAAGCCAGCUUUGAGGA
Gadus morhua (Atlantic cod) is the source of this 8372-nucleotide messenger RNA. It is a transcript of the gene adcy9b, whose product is annotated as adenylate cyclase 9. The coding region runs from base 1402 to 5586 and encodes 1394 amino acids. The transcript is spliced from 10 exons. Gene Ontology annotation, molecular function: adenylate cyclase activity. Gene Ontology annotation, cellular component: plasma membrane. NCBI's taxonomy places the organism in Eukaryota, Metazoa, Chordata, Actinopteri, Gadiformes, Gadidae. The record is from RefSeq and is a predicted model, not a curated record. Gene Ontology annotation, biological process: cyclic nucleotide biosynthetic process; intracellular signal transduction; adenylate cyclase-activating G protein-coupled receptor signaling pathway.